This is a messenger RNA of Sitophilus oryzae (rice weevil), 732 nucleotides long. Its product is annotated as craniofacial development protein 2-like. Gene Ontology annotation, biological process: chromatin remodeling. Gene Ontology annotation, cellular component: nucleus. The record is from RefSeq and is a predicted model, not a curated record. NCBI's taxonomy places the organism in Eukaryota, Metazoa, Arthropoda, Insecta, Coleoptera, Curculionidae. The transcript has a single exon. Gene Ontology annotation, molecular function: catalytic activity. The coding region runs from base 1 to 732 and encodes 243 amino acids.
AUGGAAUGUAAGGAGCCUAUUCGAGGAUGGAAAACUGGCAAACCUCACACGAGAAAUGGACUUAGUCUGGAUAUCCUAGGCGUUGCAGAAACCUGGUGGCCUGGGGUGGGAGAGUGCAAUGUGGAUAACAGCGUAUUCUUUUACUCUGGUAAUGAAGAUCCAAAACACAGCAAAGGUGUGGGAAUCAUAAUAACAAGAGAAAUACUGAAAUCUGUAGUGGACUUUGUUCCAUACCCGGAUCGCACUGCUUUAUUAAAACUCAGAGCCAAGCCAAGUGAUCUUAAUAUAAUACAGGUAUACGCUCCAACUGCAGAUUCGCCGGACUAUGAUGUGGAAAGAUUCUAUGAUGAAGUCAAAUUGACUAAAAAACACGACGUCAACAUAAUUAUGGGUGACUUCAAUGCCAAAAUAGGAAGGGGUAAAUUUGAGGAAAUUAUUGGUUCCUAUGGUCUUGGAGAAAGGAACGAGCGGGACGAUCGACUUCUGCAAUUCUCCCAAGAAGAGGGCAUAAAAAUAACAAAUACGGCGUUUCAACUUCACUCUCGCCGUCUCUACACCUGGAAAUCUCCAGCGGACCGACCGGCCAAUGUAAUACGAAACCAAAUAGAUUUCAUCCUCAUUAACCAAAGGUUCAGCUCAACCAUCAAAAGAGCCAGCACCUACCCUGGCGCCGAUGUUCCCUCUGACCAUGUGAUAUUAGUGUCCGUAAUGCAAAUUGCUUUAUCCAGUUAA